This is a messenger RNA of Xyrichtys novacula (pearly razorfish), 4127 nucleotides long. Lineage: Eukaryota; Metazoa; Chordata; Actinopteri; Labriformes; Labridae. The record is from the annotation of a GenBank genome assembly.
CACCAACUUGACACAGAUAAUCUGGAUCUCAGUGUAGAGAAUCUGUCAGGGUCAGCAUCUGGAAAAGGAUUCAAGUCAUUAAUGGAGUAUUUGAGGGAGAGAGUUUAACUCUGGAGUUAGUGAGGAGAUGUAGAAGAAGAGGCACAUACUUUUCUACUGUUUUUCCUGAUUCAUUUCAUGCGCCACACUCCAGCCCAGUAGGUGGCGGUAAUUCACCUCCGAGCUGGUUGCCAACCGCCCUUACGAACAAAAGAAAGAGAAGAAGAACCACGAGGGAAGUUUCCUGAAGACCCCGGAUCAGAAUAACCCGAGUUAAGGCGUCCAUCUGCAGUUGUCUUGUCUCUGUUUGACUCUUGGGUCGGUAGAAAAUGUCCAGGUUUCAGGAUCUUGAAGAUUUCUUCAGCCGGCGGCUGCUCGCUGCUGUUAACGGAGACCUCUCAGGACGAUCAGCAACAUCUGUGAAUGAAGAGGAGCUCCAACGGCAAAGAAAACUGCUGAGUGUGAUUUUAAUGCCUGAAAUCAAACUGAAGAGAGCAGGUUAGUUCACCUUCUUCUUCUUCUUCAACAUGAGAAACGAACAAGAGAAAACCACCGAAGAUCAAAACCUGUUGACAAACAGAACAGCAACGUCACUGACCUUUGAAGAUCAAUACUUGUUGUCUUAUAGGCAGUUUGAGUGACAAUAAUAUAAUAAUAUCCUGUAGCUGAUGGGGUCCAAGCUGCUUUAUUUCCACAUUUCUCUUGUAGAGUCAAGGUUUAAACCUGUGCCACAGUUAAAAAUCUGCCUCGUUCACCUUUAAAGUUAGCCAGCAUUACUAAAAGUUUCUGUAUCCUGUCCAGAAAUGGUUUUCUGACUUUUAGCAGUUUAGCAGCUUCAAUGACAGCAGCAAAUCACCGAAACUGCUUUGAAUUAUCAGCCAAUCAAGUCUUUAAAAAGGCAUGAUGUUUAAUUCUUUAGGCGGAUGUACAGUAAACAGACAAACACUCUGAGAGUGUUCAUUUCAAUUUUCCCAUGUAUAAUACACACUCAGCUGUGAGAGAGUGGCUGGCCUAACAUUGACCCUGCAGCCAUUGUAGUUCUCUGCAGACACCAACGGGAGGAGAAGGACUUCUACAAUCAUUAAAAACAUAUAUUUGCAUUUGCAACCAAAAGAAAAUGCAAAUGGUGACUCUGCAGUUAUCAUGCAAUAGGCCUCAUCAUGUCUCAUCAUUUUUUUGACAACUGCUGAUAACAGAUUCAUUUAGUUUUUUUAUGACAAGAGGUGGGGCUAAGCCCCACUUGUUCCUAAUGACCAUCACUAUGGCUGUUUCCAAAACAUCAUAAAAAAAGUGAUAAUGACUUGUUUUUCCAAUGUGUGGUGUUCAAAGUCAAAGUGCAAAAAAAUCCAUGAUGACAAAGUUUCUCCAGUUGAUCAGUUGGUUCUUCUCUGACCGACACAAACUGUAUGACCCGAAUGUGAUGCUUCAGGGCAGGCGUUUCUAGCCUGUUUUUUGGGAGUGCUUGAAACAACUUCUCCUUCAAUAAAACACCAAAAUAAAAUCUGGUUGGUCUGUUUAGGAGUUGAUUAAAUUUAACUUGUAGGGGAGUUUGAAAAUCAAAAGCAAGAAUCUCUAUCCAAAGUUUGGCUGCAACAUAGAUGCCAAGCUUUUCUUGAUGUGUCUUUCUGUACUUUGGUGUUUCCUGCAGAUGUCCAGCAGCUGUCAGUGAUUAAAGAGGAACCUCUUGAGCUCCAGGAGUGGAGCCCUGAUCUAAACCAAAAGGACACCAAGCACAUGCACAUUAAGGAGGAGGAACUCUGGAGCAGUCAGGAGGGAGAGCAGCUUCAAGGGUUUGAGGAGGCUGAGGCCACCAUGUUCCCAUUCACUGUUGUCAUUGUGAAGAGUGAAGAGGAUGAAGAAAAACCUCAGCCUCCACAGCUUCACCCAAAACCAAUUCAAAAGAUGGAAACAGGAGAUGAUGGAGAAAUCUGUGGAGUUUCAGAACCAGCUGGAAACUCAAAUCCUGUGAGUGAUAACAGGUCAGAAGACUCCUCUGAGACUGAUGAUGAUGAUGAUUGGAAGGAGACCAGAGAGGAUCAGUCAGGAUUAAACUCUGGGAAAUUAAUGAAAAGAAGAGGACAGAAAACUGUCAUGAAAUCUCACAGCUGCUCUGAUUGUGGUAAAAGAUUCAACUGUCAACAGGCUUUGAAAAUACACAUGGUAGUUCACACAGGAGAGAAACCUUUCAGCUGCUCUGACUGCGGUAGAAGAUUUUCUCUUAAACAACAUCUGACCAGACACAUGUUAGUUCAUACAGUGGAAAAACCUUUCAGCUGCUCUGAGUGCGGUCAAAGAUUCAAAUCUCAAGAGGCUCUAAGAGGACACAUGUUGGUUCACACUGGGGAGAAACCUUUCAGCUGCUCUGACUGUGGUAUAAGAUUUUUAGACAAACAGAAUAUGAUCAGACACAGAGCAAUUCAUUCAGGAGAGAAACCUUUCAGCUGCUCUGAGUGCGGUAAAAGAUUUUCACAAAAACAGCAUCUGAUCAGACACAUGUUGAUUCACACAGGGGAGAAACCUUUCAGGUGCUCUGACUGUGGGAAAAGAUUUUCAGUCAAACAGAAUAUGAUCAGACACAGAGCAGUUCAUACAGGAGAGAAACCCUACAGUUGUUCUGAAUGGGGUGAAGGAUAUCCACAAAAGAGAGAUUUGCUCACAAACGUAACAGUCCACACAGGGGAGAAUGUUUUCAACUUCUCUGAGUGUGGCAAAAAAUUCUAUGAUAAAAGAUCUCUGGCCCAACACAUUUUAGUCCAUACAGGGGAGAGACCCUUCAGCUGCUCUGAGUGCAGUAAAAGAUUCAAAUCUCAAGAGGUUCUCAACAGACACAUGUUAAUGCAUACAGGAGAGAAACCCUUCAGCUGCUCUGAGUGCAAAAAAAAAUUCAACUAUCAACGGGCUCUGAAAAGACACAUAGUAGUUCACACAGGGGAGAAACCUUUCAGCUGCUCUGAGUGCGGUAGAAGAUUUUCACUUAAACAGUAUCUGACCAGACACAUGUUAGUUCACACAGGAGAGAAACCUUUCAGCUGCUCUGAGUGCGGUAAAAGAUUUAAAUCUCAAGAGGCUCUAAAAGGACACAUGGUCUCUCACAGAGGGGAGAAACCUUUCAGCUGCUCUGAUUGUGGUAAAAGAUUUUCAAAAAAACCAAAUAUGAUCAGACACAGAGCAGUUCAUUCAGGAGAGAAACCUUUCAGCUGCUCUGAGUGUAGGGAUGGGAAUUGAUAAGAUUUUAUCAAUAUUGAUGCAAUUAUUGAUUCUGCUUAUUGAUUAAAUUCUUCAACCAUUCCCUUAUCAAUGCCUUCUUUGAUCAAUAUAAAAAAAGGCUAUAGGUUUUCACAGUUAACUCAAAGUUUUCUGAUAACAGAAAUAGAUGUAUGCCACCUUUAGUACGUCUAAAAUAAUCAAACAAAAAUGCCUUUUGUACAGCGUUUCUGGCAUGCAUUAUGCUUAUGUUAACACAGGACAUAUGUUAGGGUGACCAUAUUCUGAAUACUCAACAAGAGGACACUACUAUGCAGGGCUCUAAAUCAGUUAAAGGCAUAUUCUGAAUUCCCAAAGACAGCGCAUGCGCCGCAUCAGUGGCUUUGCUUAGAAGUGAGUGGAGGGGCGGAGCUGCAGACAGCACUGAUCCUCUACACUGUUUUAUAAUGAAUGAAAACACGUUCAGGACAUUUAAAGGAUUUUAUAAACUCCCCCGGACAGCCCCCCAAAAAGAGGAUAUGUCCGGGUAAAAGAGGACAUGUGGUCACCCUAUCAUAUAUACCCUCAAUGCCGUGCUGAGACGGGGCAGCGGCGGCUGAUGACAGGUGUUCAACAGGUGUUGUGUUGUAGAAUGCACCCCUGACGGGAGCGCGGUUGAAAGUACAUAACAAGGUGAAAUAAUCCAAGUUUUCCUCAACAUUAACGUUGGGCGGAUUUUAAAGCGUGUGCCUUUAAUGAUUUCAAUCAGACUAUUCAGAUAAGCAGAAAACAACAGCCCUCUGAUUCUGAAUAUUUAAAGUUCUCUACUUUGACAGUUUACUGUAGAGUUUAUAAACCCAAGUUCACCUCUAUAUGUGCAUUUUAGAGACACAUGAAAACAGAAC